Molecule: messenger RNA, 1660 nt
Organism: Aspergillus heteromorphus CBS 117.55
Lineage: Eukaryota; Fungi; Ascomycota; Eurotiomycetes; Eurotiales; Aspergillaceae
Exons: 3
Coding region: 1-1416 (471 amino acids)
Source: RefSeq, a predicted model, not a curated record
AUGGCGCGUCCCGGGCCCACCCUGCCGCUCCUCCGGGGCACCACCACCCUGGAGUCGGCCCUGGAGCAGGAGGAGGACAUGCUCCGCGACCUGGACUAUCCCGAGCAACGCAUCGACUUCUUCCCGUCCCUCUACAGCCAGCGCGGGGAGAUCGAGAAACUCGCCUCGCACCACAUGGGCAUCGACUCCGACACGUGUCAGGUCGGCGGCGUGAAGGAAUGGAUCCAUGGUAGCUUCAACCUGUGCAUCCCGCUCUACGUGCCAGAGAAGCGGGCCGUCAUCCGCUUCGCCUUGCCCUACAAGCUCGGGGAAUCCACCCACCCCGGCAAUGUGGACGAGAAGCUUCGCACGGAAGCGGCCACUUUCCUGUGGAUGCAGGAGAACUGCCCCGACAUGCCGAUCCCCCGGUUGGGGGGCAGAUUUACAAAACCCGAGAAUGUCCCAUGGACAGCCCGGGUGCUUUGGUCGCUCCGGCGGUGUAUCGCACGGCUGUUGAGAUAUCCUCUACCGUGUCGCUAUGUCUGCCAUCACCGUUCAUCGAUGCUGGAGACUGGCUACCUGGUCAUGGAUUACGUCGGGGGUCCGGGGGUGCAGAUGCUUUCAGAGACAUGGGAUGAGGAUCGUCACGACCAGGGGAGGAGAAUCAACCUCUUCCGGGGCCUCUCGCGCAUCAUGCUCUCGCUGAGCCGGAUACCCCUCCCACGCAUCGGAUCGUGGACGUUGGACUGCAACGGCAUGCUGCAGCUGUCCAACCGUCCGCUCACCCUGCAACUGCAUCAGUUGGAGAACGGAGGGAUCCCGACCAACAUCGGUCGCAGUCUUACCUACUCCACUGCCGACGCAUACUACCUGGACCUUUUGUCGUGCCACGACAGUCGCAUCCGAUCCCAGCCGAACUUCAUCACCGAUCGGGACGAUGGCCGGGCCCAGAUGGCUCGACUGACCAUCAUGCGAGCGCUCGUCCCCCAUUUCGCCGACCGAGAGCUUCGCGAGAGGCCGUUUCUCUAUCGCCUGACGGAUCUCCAUCCAAGCAAUGUCUUUGUGGACAGCAACUGGAAUGUGAAGUGCGUGAUCGAUCUCGAGUGGGCGUGUUCGCUUCCCGCGGAAACCCUCCGUCCGCCGUACUGGUUGACCGGUCGCUCCGUUGACGAUCUCACGGACGAGCACCUCGACACAUAUCGACAGGCGUAUGAAGAGUUCGCCCUGGACAGCCCGAAAGGUCUGUAUAACCUUUUCGGACAGCAUAUCCAUCCCCUGUUCUCGUCUACCGCUCGCGUGGAUUCAGACUUUCCGCGAAUUGUAUCAGACUACUGGGCUGCCGAUGUAGAGGGGGUAAUUGCCGCCAAGCUCCGAGACAAGGAGGGGUACGAGGAGAUGCUCCGUCGGCGGUUCGAGAAUGCUGCCGAUCAACCCUGAGAAGAGAAGCGUGUCUGUGCACAUAUACCAGGAGGGGGUAAGAAAGCAUGUCGAAUGGGUGGAAAGGAGCUGGACGAUAUCGAAUAAUCUCAUCCCACGUCUGUUUUUGAGCGGGGCUUGCACAUAGGACAUAGCCCAUCUUGUUGAAGCUACCGAGUGCCCAGGUAGGCAUGACAGCUGCGGAUCAGCCCUACAGCCGGGCUGCGGCCCUGGGGCCCUGGCCCUCUGCCCCCUUCCACAUCCA